Molecule: messenger RNA, 1380 nt
Organism: Fonsecaea pedrosoi CBS 271.37
Lineage: Eukaryota; Fungi; Ascomycota; Eurotiomycetes; Chaetothyriales; Herpotrichiellaceae
Exons: 2
Coding region: 1-1380 (459 amino acids)
Biological process (GO): DNA-templated transcription
Molecular function (GO): DNA binding; zinc ion binding
Source: RefSeq, a predicted model, not a curated record
AUGGACUCGGAUCGCCUGAAAACCCUCCUGUUCAACAACUACUGCAACUUCCAGACCCUUUCAGUCACCAUCAUUCACCCCGAGCUCUUUUUGUCCCACCGAGCGCGAGGCUUGCGAUCCCAGCAUUACUCCCGGUUUCUGGAAAACUCCAUGAUGGCGUGCAGCGCGCGCUUGAGUACUUCGGUUACGGUCCGCGCGUUGGGAUCCAGCUAUGCGAUGCGUGCAAAGUCGGAAAUCGUGUCAGAGUUGGAAGAUCCAAAUGUGGCGACGCUGCAGGGUAUGCUGCUUCUCAGUGACUACGAGAUGACUGAAGGACGCGACCGAGUUGGCUGGAUGUACUGUGGUAUUGCCUGUCGGCUCGUGGUUGACCUGGGUCUGCACCAUGCUUGGAGCAAGAGCAGUGACCAAGAUGCCUCGAACAUCCGUGGAGCAAGGUUCCGCGGCUCUGUGACGUUGGGCUGCUUCGUCUACGAGACCCUCUGGAGCAUGUACCUGGGACGUCCAAGCCACAUAGCCAUGCUGGGCCCGUCUCUGUCCUCGUAUGCUGACCAUGUAUCUGACAAUCUGACUUUGAGGGCGUGGUUUGACUUGUGUGUAUUGAUUGCCGAGAUUACGACAAUCCUCGACAAGGAUUCGCUUAUACAGGCAGGCACUCUGAAUCGACUGUCAGAACUCGAUGGCAGGUUGCGCCGGUGGUAUUCGUCAGUGCCCGCAGACAUUACCCUUGAUUAUGACAACGUCUCUGCUCUUGACGCCGUGGCGUAUGGUCUGCAUAUGCAGUAUCUAAGGGUGCAGAUGCUGUUGCAUUCUCUUCCCAUCUCAAGCCAGCGGAAGCGCAAACAAAGCGACGGCAAGGACCAACCCCCAGUCCUUCGCAAUUGGACCGCCGAGUCUUCCAGGCAGCUUGUGCAUCACAACGCGCUGAAGAUUGCCCAGCUGGGUAUCACCUACGGACAGAUUUUCGGGGUGGAAAAGACGCCUUCUGUGAUGCUGGACAAUCUGUACGUGGCGGCGACCGUCUUAAUCUCCAAUAUCUUGGGGGCCGAGCACUCUUCCAUAGACGAGAACGACCUUCGGUGGCUUCGAUUGCUGGAUGAGAUGCUGAAAGACCUUCAGCCGCAUUUUCAUAUCACCGCCAGGAUGAGGAGGACCCUGGCUCGCAUCGUGGAAGGCUGUCCCCUGCUUGCCGGUGUCUUUAUGGACGACGUGCAGACCUCACCUGUACAAUAUGGUUCCAAGCAUGGGGGCUUGGACAAUGCACAUGGCGGUGGUUGGGGUUCUCUCGAGGCUGCCGUCAAUGACUUUGUCCUCGACCCCAGUCUGUUCAACCUCGUUGACUUUGAGCUGGUCGGUGACGGCGACGGAGUGAACCGCGGCUAG